AAAGUACAUUCCUGUAAUCUGGUUGUGUUCAAUAGUUUUAAAAUUUUUAGACCAUGUUGCCAAGUUUUGUUGCCAUCAUAGCUGUGGUGUGGUUGGAAAAGCCAAACCAGAAAUGAGCAGAUCUAACUGUAAGCUACUUUGCAUGUUGUCAAUUGGCUAUAAAUUGCAGCAGUUACUGGCUCUAGCUACAUAAUCCAGGUAAGAGACUUGUGUAUUGCUGUAUCUAGCAACAGAUCUUCAUUGAAUAUCAGUGUUUUUGUAAAUCACUUCUACUAGCUACUUGGUAACAGUGCUGCUUUAGUUUUUCUAUGAAUCAUGUUCAAUGUGAUCUCUUAUUAAAUAAGGUGUAAGAAAAUGGAAUAUUAACUUCUCUUUUGAAUGUCAUUCGGAUAUUUACAGGUAUUAUUCAUCAGUCUUAAAACAGCACGUCUUGUUUCCUUGGAUUUUACUUUUAUCUGAAGAUUGGUGAGUCUCUAGUCUAGCAGGUUAAAUGCAGAACCUGAUGGAUGGCAAAAGCUACUGUAACCUCAUGGACAAGCUGUCUAUCUGUUCUGAGACUCAGCGCGUACAGCUGGCUAGGUCUUUCUGUGCUGACCCAGUGCUCACAUUUCACAUGUACCCAGAAACACCAAGCCAGGUCACUUGCUCUGGAGAUUUGUCAUUCCUUCCUUUCGUGUCUGAGCAUCUCAUCAUGGAGAAUUUCUACAGUGAGCCCUGUGCCUUUCCCUACCAAAUGCCCCAUUCCAAUUACCACAGAAGUGAGUACUCCUAUGGGACAGCAUUCAUCAGAAAGAGGAAUGAGAGGGAAAGGCAGAGGGUUAAAUGUGUCAAUGAAGGCUAUGCUAAACUGAGGCAUCACCUACCUAAGGAAUACUUGGAGAAACGGCUCAGCAAAGUAGAAACACUCCGUGCUGCUAUAAAAUACAUUAGCUACCUGCAGUCCAUUCUGUACAGUGAUUCUGUAGUGGUGGCAGAAAAAGGUGCCAUGGAGCCAGCACCUGUAGCAAUUAACAAACAAAAUCAGAUUUCAAAGACUAUCUGAACCAUUCCAAACCAAGCAAAUGGUAUCCUCUCUGGGAACCUACUGUAUUAUUAAUGAUGUGCAUGUUCCUGGCAUAUCUUAGAAGCAGAUCAUGGUGCGAGUCAGUAUAGGCCUUCACAAAAGAUUUUGAUUAUGCAGAAAGUAACUACACUUAGAUAUGAAAAAGACAGCUGAAGAAAUCUGAUCUGAAUGGCCUAAAUUAAUUAAUUUAUGGAAAUCACAAAGCAUUUAUAAAGUUGUCACCAAACCAAACAUGUAAUAACCUGUACAUGUGAAGUGACUGUAUGUGUCAUCACAACCUGUGCUUGAAAAUAAAAUGUUUCUGCUGAUGGGA
Molecule: messenger RNA, 1376 nt
Organism: Melopsittacus undulatus (budgerigar)
Lineage: Eukaryota; Metazoa; Chordata; Aves; Psittaciformes; Psittaculidae
Gene: ASCL3
Product: achaete-scute family bHLH transcription factor 3
Biological process (GO): developmental process; regulation of transcription by RNA polymerase II
Molecular function (GO): RNA polymerase II transcription regulatory region sequence-specific DNA binding; protein dimerization activity; DNA-binding transcription factor activity, RNA polymerase II-specific
Source: RefSeq, a predicted model, not a curated record